AUGGAGGUGCUGCUUCUGGACACGACCGAGAAGGAGGGCGAGGACAACACGCUCUACCACUACGUACACUCCAGCGACACGGCCGGUUGCUUCUCGACAACGUCUAGGACAAAUACGACCCAUUGGCUGGACCUCCGAGGGGUGUUGGCGGCUGCGGUUGGAGCCACGACGUCGCUUUGUGGUGAACCGUUGAAGUUCGCACGCUUUGGGAAUGGAGACUCGAACGGAAGCACUGGGAUUGUGGGCUUCGUCAACAUCUACGAAGUCUUGUACGCACUCGUCUUCACCUCACCGGAUAUCCCCGAAGCGAUCGUUCAGUACUACACACGUUCGAGCUGUGACCUUCUCCUGAGUCUUCUCGGAUACCCAGACGCAAAGCUCGGGCAGUGGCGUCGGCGCGAUGGAUCCUCAGUGAGCAUGGGCACUCUCAGUGCACAACUAGAUACCAUCUUCCGAGGCAUCUGCAGCGUCAUUCACAAGGACUUGAGCUUCGGUUCACAUCUCCACUUCGCCUUUGACGGGCGUGUACCCGCAGUCAACUAUCCGUUGGAAAUCAUGGCAAAGUUGGCCGUUCUGGACUCUCCCUUUGGUGACACCACGACCUCCACACAGAAGUACACAGCAAUCGGUCGAUGCGUCUUUUACCGCAAGCAGCUCGUGUUCUCGACAAUGCGCAGCGACUUCCUCCGAAUGUUCUUCCAAUGGCUGUUAGCUGGAGAUCAGUUUGCACCUGACUCGAGUGUGACGGAGCCCCCACGCGAAGACGGUGACGGAUCUCCGACGCGCAUCGACACCUUUGAGCUGCACGAUUUUCGAUUCACUCGCCAUGGUGGAUACCCAAAGCGACACGCAUUACUGAUCAUCACCAAGGGCUACCGCAAACUGGAGUUUGAAGGCACAGACGACGCCGUCGAGUGGGCCAAAACUCUAAGCGACGAUGUAAACCAGCAGUCUGUAGAAGAGGUUUUCACCUUCUGCAAGCAGCACCUCGAAGCGUACCUGGAAACCACGCAAACACUGCGUCAGGAGCGCGUGGAGGCGCUUCAAACGCAGUGCGCAGAGCAGCUACAUCGAGAGCCUUUGGAUUCAUUCCUGUGGUACUCAGUCGCUCUUGAUCAUUUCCGAGGCGUUAUCAUCGGCGACGUGCUUCCAUUCACUCAUCUCGACGCCCAAGACCAGCGGAUCAAGUCUCAGCAACAGAAUCACGACUCCAUCUUGGCUCGAUUUGUCCAGCAUAUCGUCGCCUUGCAGCAGAGUACGCGCUGCAUGCACGGCCCCAUAACUCCUGAAACAUCCCCCGAGCUCCCAUCAGGAAUCCGACCACUAAAGCUCAACGUGGACGACCCAGACACCCUCUUCUUACGUGAAAAGCCGACCGACGAAGGCGACAUCUCCACCGGGGACGCGCAUGUUUUCCCCGAGCUUCAAUACACGCAGGCGUCCUACGAAAACAAAGGGCGUCAGCUGCGUCAGACGGCUGAGCGGGUUUUCGUGCAAGGCCAUCCAUUCUGGAUCAUCGCUACUUACUUCGAGACGCUGGAGUUCUUCAGUAUUCUGGACGCUGCCUUGCCGCUGGAGUUGCUGGAGCACGAGAUGAAUCGCCUGUGUGCGUUUGGUGGCGCUGAUCCAGCAACAACCUCAGAACCAGAUAAAUAG
This is a messenger RNA of Phytophthora sojae, 1656 nucleotides long. RefSeq lists its product as hypothetical. The coding region runs from base 1 to 1656 and encodes 551 amino acids. The transcript is spliced from 8 exons. Lineage: Eukaryota; Oomycota; Peronosporomycetes; Peronosporales; Peronosporaceae. The record is from RefSeq and is a predicted model, not a curated record.